This is a messenger RNA of Sesamum indicum (sesame), 1873 nucleotides long. Its product is annotated as TPX2 (targeting protein for Xklp2) protein family. Gene Ontology annotation, molecular function: microtubule binding; protein kinase activator activity. Lineage: Eukaryota; Viridiplantae; Streptophyta; Magnoliopsida; Lamiales; Pedaliaceae. Gene Ontology annotation, biological process: mitotic spindle assembly; regulation of mitotic spindle organization; activation of protein kinase activity. The record is from RefSeq and is a predicted model, not a curated record. Gene Ontology annotation, cellular component: nuclear microtubule; spindle.
CGAGCGUACAAACCUUAAACUUCUUCCUUUUCCCCAGUUUCCAUCUAUUAUCAUGAAUGGCUUCAUCAAUCUCACACUGUAAACCCUAGAAAAAUCUCCUUUCGGCAAGGCCAAAAUUCUCCUCUUAUUUUCUCUUUCUGAGAAUCGAUUGUCCGAUCAAUUCUCCGGUGAAUAUCCCCAUGGAUUCAUGUCCGAAGACUGCUGGAGCAGUUACUCCUUCUAAAGAAAAAACCACCAGAUCGAAGGCAAAUGAAACCCUACGAUACUCCGAGAAUGUCAAUCCGAAUGUGUCAAGUCCUGCAUUGAAGUCCUCCAACUCUCCUUUCAGCAUCAAGUCCGAGAAGAGCGCCAAAAAAUCACUUUACAAAAACCCUAACCCUAACCAAGUGGCUUUGGCCACUCCUUCCCCGAAGAAGAAGAUUCGAGAGAGGAAGUUCGUGAUUGCGAAGAAGAAACUGCGGAAUGAGGAACGGAAUUCUUCGGCUCCUGCUGAUGUGGUCUGUGAGAAAUGCAAGAAGGCGACUGGGAAAUCCAAGUGUUUGUGUGUGGCCUAUGAGACUCUGCGUGCUUCUCAGGAGGAGUUUUUCAAGAAUCGGACUGAAAUAGAUGAUGAGAUUUCCGAUAAGUUGAAGGAGUUUGAUAUAGCUGAGAAGGAAGCGGUUAAACCAGAGACUGACAAAGGAUUUGAUGGGAAAAUGGAGGGAAAUGAUGUCUCAUCUAAAACUAAUUGGGAAAGUAAGAAUGAUGGAGAUGAGGUUGUGGUGAAUGAUAUGGGAGCGAAGAGGACUAGAAAUAGGCUGUUGGAAGAAGCAAGAGAGACUGUGACUCCUGGAUCUGGGAGGGUUAUGCAUUUGGUGAAGGAAUUUGAAAAACUUUCAAUGCUCAAAUUGGGUGAUUCUGAGGAAAAGGAGGAGUUGAAGGACGAUAAGAAUGGCGUGAAAUGGGCACUGCCUGGAUCGCAGGAACCUCCCAAGUUUUCAGAAACGGGGGCUUCUUCUUCUUCGUUCUGUCCAUCAGAUUUUUUCCUGACAUCAGAGAGCUUAGGCCUUGAUUGUCAUCGUUCUUAUUCAUUAGACAGCAGCCAGGGAAGCUUCAGCAUUUCAAUGAGAUCUUCCGCCAGCGGUCAAAAAAUCAGGCGAAAUAGCACUGAAUCAUCAAACCGUGCUAGAAGAUACUGGAAGAAAAAGCAACUGAAAGUAACAUCUCAAAAGCCUUUCACGCUUAGAACAGAGGUAAGAGGAAGGAUCAAGGAGGAGGAAUUCAUGAAGAAAUUGCAACAGAUGGUUGAGGAAGAGGAGAAGUUGAGGAUACCUAUAGCUCAAGGUCUUCCUUGGACUACAGAUGAACCAGAGUGUUUGGUGAAGCCUCCGGUUAAAGAAAGCACAAGGCCUGUUGAUCUGGUUUUGCACAGUGAUAUGAGGGCUGUGGAUCGCUCUGAAUUUGAUCAUCAGGUUGCUGUGAAAAUGGACCUUAUUGAACAGUACCGGAUGGAAAGGGAGAGGCUGCAGAAGCUGGAAGAGGAAGAAGAAAUCAGAAGACUUAGGAAGGAGCUAGUUCCAAAAGCUCAACCCAUGCCAUAUUUCGACAGACCCUUCAUUCCCAGAAGGUCUACGAAGCACCCAACUAUACCAAAAGAACCAAAAUUCCAUGUACCUCAAAACAAGAAGAUCAAGUGUUACUUGUCACUGGACGACUUAUACGCGCAACAGCACUGAACACUAAAGGAUGGUGGGAUUGAUAUUCCACUGGCAUCCUAUUUUUCAGAAACAAAAUCUUUACUAUCUGUAUAUCUUGCAAUAAUCUGUGAGAGACUCGCAAUUUUGGAAUACAUAAAAUGUGGUCUACUGGCACAAUGGCGUGCCUUAAAUGAAUA